AUUCGCCACCCAAUGUCUAACAACAAUCAACCGCCCACACACAUGCAACAGUUACCCCAAAUGAUUGCUCAAUACCAGCAAAAUAUUGAGUUUUUAAACAACAAUAUAGCUCAAUUACGUCGAAAUAUUGAAAGAACAGAUAUUUCUCAAGAGGAAAGGGAAGUAUUCAAAAAGCAAGAACAGGAUCUCCAAGGAAAGUUGGCCUUGCAUCAAACACUCGUCAAUAAUUUGACCCCUCAAAUGGUCGCUCAAAACUUACAACAACGUGUUUUAAAUCAGCAAAUGUCACCUACUACUUCGGAUAACAUGAGCACACCCGGCUCUCCUGCUUUUAAUCAGCAACAACAACAACAACAACAACUGGCUAAUUUCUCUAACAAUGCUGCGCAACAACAACAACUUCGUAAGAAUAGAAUAGUUUCAUCUUUUUAAUAUAUUGACUAAAGUUUAUGGGAAUAGGCUCUGCUCAACAGCAACAAGUCAUGAAUAAAAUGGGUCAAGCAGUUGCAGCCGCACAGCAACAACAGCAACAACAACAACAACAACA
Messenger RNA from Mucor mucedo, 547 nucleotides. RefSeq lists its product as uncharacterized. NCBI's taxonomy places the organism in Eukaryota, Fungi, Mucoromycota, Mucoromycetes, Mucorales, Mucoraceae. The transcript has a single exon. Bases 13 to 432 code for a protein of 139 amino acids. The record is from RefSeq and is a predicted model, not a curated record.